UUCACCUGACAAUCGCAGUUGCCCUGGCGGCGCGCCAAGAAGCAAGGUCGACGCAGGUACAAACGGCCAUCACGCCUGCCUCCCUUGCUUGCACCUCCCUCUCCACCACUCUUUACGCCCACUUUCCUUCUGCACUGAAGCUCCAACUCGGCUCAGCCCGACUCACCUUCCUUUCAAUCCAGCUGCAGGCAGUCAGUCAGUCACUAUCGUUUGCUCGAGCGUCAUCCUUGCACGCUAAACUUGAUCCCCCAUUCACAUUGCGAAAUACAACUACUCGAGCAUUCCGUAACAUUCUCUUCAUACCAUGAAGUCCAUCAUUAUUGCGGGCGCUCUCGCCGCGAUCCUGGGCACUGCGAGCAGUCAUCCCCUCAACUACAAGCGCGACUACGUUACUGAAAUCGUCAUCGUCACAGAGACUGUCACCGACGCGUUUGUCUAUGUCGAUCAGGAUGGCAAGCCUUACUCGACUUCAGUUGUGGGGCAGUCCACUGCCGCUGAGUCUGUGGAAGUGGUCACUACAUCUGAGGCAGUUUCAACAGCUCCCGGCAUCUCGUAUGCAGCGCCAGUUUUCGAGGCUUCUUCUGCGUCGGUAGUUCCGACGGUAACCCCAAGCAUCUCGUAUGCGGUGCCAGUUCCUGAGGCUCCAUCUGCAACUCCGUCAGCUUCCGUGACUCCGCCUUCGUUCUCUCUCGUGCCCGACCCCGAGCCAACGUCGGUCCAGGCACAGAACGAGCCUAGCACGACUCCCGCAGUCGAGUCCGUUGCACCUGCUACUACAUCGUCACCAGAGCCUUCGUCGCCCCCACCUGCCCCAGUCCCUUCGUCCGCUGCACCCGCGUCCUCCCAGGUCCCUCAGGUUGAGACGGCAGAUGCCGGCGCUCUCCCUUUCGGCGUAACCUACGACCCCUUCACUGGUACAGAGGGCAACAGCCGCUGCAAGACUGACGCCGAGAUUGCCGACGAGUUCAGCAGGAUGAGCUCGUACAAGGUCGUUCGUAUCUACGGCAUGGGCUGCAACAUCAUCUCUCUUGCUGUCCAAAACGCUCAGAAGAACGGCCAGACACUCAUGGGUGGUGCGUAUCUCAGCAACAGGGGCAACGGUGAAGACCUCAGCUCCGUCAUCACAACCUGGAAAGACGCUAUUGAUAGGGAUGCUGGAGGCAGCUGGGACAUUCUGAAGCUCUUCUCUGUCGAAAACGAGCGCCUCAACGACCACGACAUGACUGCUUCUGAGAUCGUUGACGCCAUUCGCCGCGGCCGUGACCAGCUUCGUGGUGUCGGCUACCAGGGUCCUGUUGGAGCCGUCGAGACUGUGCCCGCCACCAUUGACAACCCAGCAAUCUGUAAGGCAGCCGAUGUUGUCAUGGUCAACUGCCACCCCUUCUUCGACCCAAACACUGCCGCCGAGGACGCCGGUACCUUUGUCAAGGGCCAGAUCGAGCGCGUCAAGACCGCUUGUGACACCGACCGCGUCAUUGUCACCGAGACUGGCUGGCCCCACCAGGGCGAUGCCAACGGAAAGGCUGUGCCCUCCCCAGACAACCAGGCCAAGGCUCUUGCUUCGAUCCGCAGCGAGUUCAAGUCUGACGUCUUCCUCCACAACUCGUUCGACUCUCUCUGGAAGUCGGACUGGGCCUCCUCCUUCAACGCCGAGCGUUACUGGGGAGUGAUCCAGUAGAUCUGUUGUAGGCGUCUUCUUGAUGUGCAGCUAGGUUCUGUACAUCCAUCUCAUGUGUCCACCAGCAGCUCGGACUGCACGUGUGGCUGGCAUUUCUUGGCCAUUACGGAUCAUAGGAUAUGCAACAUGUAAC
This is a messenger RNA of Boeremia exigua, 1811 nucleotides long. RefSeq names its product soluble cell wall protein-like protein. Bases 305 to 1678 code for a protein of 457 amino acids. Gene Ontology annotation, biological process: cell wall organization. NCBI's taxonomy places the organism in Eukaryota, Fungi, Ascomycota, Dothideomycetes, Pleosporales, Didymellaceae. The transcript has 2 exons. Gene Ontology annotation, cellular component: fungal-type cell wall; cell surface; extracellular region. Gene Ontology annotation, molecular function: glucan endo-1,3-beta-D-glucosidase activity; 1,3-beta-glucanosyltransferase activity. The record is from RefSeq and is a predicted model, not a curated record.